UUGUCUUCUGCCCGGGACACUGGGGGAUGAGGGUACCGCGACCCCUGUAUGUGUGGGGCGAUCACAAGAGGUGGCGUCCCGUGUCAGCUCUUUGUCUGCCAGGUCUGUGACCUCCCACCUCUGAUGAGUGAUUAUCACAGGAUCUGGGGGAUCAGCCCAGGCUGUCUCCACGCAUUAAACACCAGCACAAUCAGCCUCGUUAGUAGCACACUCGAGAGGCUUUAGCCACGCUUGUGUGUGUUGCACAGAAAAAACACACACACAGGAGGAGGGGUGCGAGAAAGAAAAUAAAGGAAACGGAAGCCAACCAAAAAGAGUAACAGCAGCAGCAGCAGAGGUCUAUCCAGCAGCAGCAGCACCAGCAGAGGGACCCUCCUCUGAUCACCGCUUGUACUCAGUUCCAGCAGUAGCUCAGCAGCACGGGCUAGCGAGAGGAGUCUAAGCACUUGGCUGCACAUGAACUCAUUUGGAUCCUCCUGAAUCCUGGAUCUGCUUUGGGGAACAUGUCUUUCUACCACCUCUUUAGUGGCAUGACCUCAUCACCCUUAUCAAUAGGUGCCACAUCUCCUGGGAUUAUUACAUUUACCUACUGGAUCAUUGUACUCAGCACCUUUUUUCAGAUGUCUCUAGGAUCUUCAUUCUUGACAGGAUCUGUGGCUAAAUGCGAGAAUGAGGGGGAAGCCUUAACAAUUCCAUCGAUCACAGAUAACCCCUGCAUCUCCUGCUUGUGUCUGAAUAAAGAAGUGACGUGCAAACGAGAGAAAUGCCCAGUGCUGUCCAAGGAUUGUGCUCUGGUUAUAGAGCAGACAGGAACUUGCUGUGAACGGUGUAAAGGUUGCAACUUCCAAGGUAACCUUUACAACAGCUCUAUGAAAUGGCACGAUUCCAACCAACCCUGCAUUACCCGACAGUGUCAGGAAGGAGUUAUUACUGAAUCAGAAGUUCAGUGUCUCGUUCACUGUAAAAACCCUUUAAGACAACCAGGAAUGUGCUGUCCUACAUGCCCAGGUUGCAUAUAUGAAGGGCGACAGUAUAAAGAAGGAGAUGAAUUUCAGCCAGAAGGGAACAAAUGCCUUAAGUGCUCUUGCAUCGGAGGCAGGACACAGUGCAUAAAAGAAGUCUGCCCGAUCCUGUCAUGCCCCCAACAACUCAGCCAUAUACCCACUGGACAGUGUUGCCCUAAGUGUGUAGGCCAAAGGAAAGUUUUUAACCUGCUUUCAGGAAGCUGUCUUUUUCGCAGUGAUGUCUAUGACAAUAAUUCCAAAGUUAUGGAUGAUGCCUGCACUACAUGCACCUGCAGGGAUUCCACUGUAGUUUGUAAGAAGAAAUGCUCUCCAGCUGGGUCAUGCAAUAGUGGGAAAGAGCAUUGCUGCGAUGAGUGUGUCUCCUACGUGCCAGCAGAAGAAAUCAAAAUCUGCAAGUCUGGAAACAAGAUAUUCAGGGAUGGGGAGAUGUGGUCUUCUGUCAACUGCACCAUCUGUUCAUGUGUGAAAGGCAAAACUGAGUGUCGCAAGAAACAAUGUAUUCCAGUGAACAGCUGCCCACAUGGCAAAAUACUGAACAGAAAAGGAUGCUGCCCCAUUUGCACUGAAAAACCAGGUGUAUGCACUGUUUUUGGAGACCCCCACUAUAACACCUUCGAUGGGAGAACGUUCAAUUUUCAGGGAACCUGUAAGUACGUUUUGACAAAAGAUUGCUCCUCUUCUACCUCAUCAUUUCAAGUACUGGUAAAAAAUGAUGCUCGACGGACACAUUCCUUCUCAUGGACAAAAACAGUUGACCUUUUGAUGGAAGGAAGCAUCAUUAGCCUCCAGCAGCAUCUCACAGUGAAAUGGAAUGGAUCAAGGAUAUCUCUUCCUUUUGAGACACCACAAUUUCACAUAGAUCUGGAUGGCUACCUUCUUAAAGUGACAACCAAAGCAGGUUUGGAAAUUUCAUGGGAUGGAGACAGCUUUGUAGAAGUAAUGGCUGCUCCUCACCUCAAAGGAAAACUUUGUGGUCUUUGUGGAAAUUACAAUGGGCACAAAAGAGAUGAUCUUAUAGGAAGUGAUGGAAACUUUAAAUUUGAUGUGGAUGACUUUGGAGACUCAUGGAGAGUAGAAUCAAAUGAAUUUUGUAACCGUCCACAGAGGAAGACUGUUCCAGAAUUGUGUCAAGGGACUGUUAAGGUAAAGCUUCGCGCUCACAGAGAAUGCCAAAAACUAAAAUCAUGGGACUUCCAGAACUGCCACUCCACAGUCGAUUACAGCAUAUUCUACAAGUCCUGUGUAACAGAUAUGUGUGAAUGCCCAGUGCAUAAAAACUGUUAUUGUGAAUCCUUAAUUGCUUAUGCCAGAGCCUGUCUAAGAGAAGGUGUGAAAGUUCCAUGGAAACCCGAGCACACAUGUGCAGCAACCCAGUGCAAACACGGAGCUGUAUAUGAUACCUGUGGACCCGGAUGCCUCAAGACAUGUGAAAAUUGGAAUGAAAUUGGUCCCUGCAGCAGACCCUGCGUGGCUGGCUGUCACUGCCCUGCCAAUUUAGUACUUCAUCAGGGAAAAUGCAUCAAACCAGCUCUCUGUCCACAGCGGUGACACAAGCCUUCUGACUUUUACACCUGAUUUUUGUUUUUCCUAAACACCCCCAGGGUGAAAAUGAAGGACUCAACUGUGUGAACACAGGACAUGUAAAGAUAUUAUUUCAUGUUGGCACAUUCUCACUCAUGGACACAAUUGAUUAUUAUAAAUAUGGUAUAUGUAUAAAUAUAAAUACAAAUUAUACAUCAUUUAUAUAGGCAAAAGAAAGACAAAUUAUUAUAUGUAUAUUUUUUGCUAUAAUGUUUUAUGUAUUAUUUUUUAGGAUUCUAUCAUUUUAAGCUAUUUGAACAAUUGUAUAAUAAAACAUGUUUUUAAUUUAA
Spea bombifrons (plains spadefoot toad) is the source of this 2896-nucleotide messenger RNA. RefSeq names its product BMP binding endothelial regulator (gene BMPER). The record is from RefSeq and is a predicted model, not a curated record. The coding region runs from base 504 to 2573 and encodes 689 amino acids. The transcript has 15 exons. Gene Ontology annotation, molecular function: protein binding. NCBI's taxonomy places the organism in Eukaryota, Metazoa, Chordata, Amphibia, Anura, Pelobatidae.